Messenger RNA from Gopherus flavomarginatus (Mexican gopher tortoise), 1014 nucleotides. RefSeq names its product T-cell surface glycoprotein CD3 delta chain. The record is from RefSeq and is a predicted model, not a curated record. The coding region runs from base 194 to 703 and encodes 169 amino acids. The transcript is spliced from 6 exons. Gene Ontology annotation, cellular component: alpha-beta T cell receptor complex; external side of plasma membrane; membrane. Gene Ontology annotation, molecular function: transmembrane signaling receptor activity. Gene Ontology annotation, biological process: positive thymic T cell selection; cell surface receptor signaling pathway. NCBI's taxonomy places the organism in Eukaryota, Metazoa, Chordata, Testudines, Testudinidae.
UUCCACCCCUAGGCUUCCUGUUGCCAACAUCUGAGAAGGCUCUUGAUACUGGUUUCACAUCUCUCUGCUGUUUAGAAAAGAGAGCUUUAAUUAUAUAUAUAUAUAUUUUUUUAAACUGGGUGAAGUACCGUAAUUUUUCCUACACUAGUGAGGAAAUAACUGCAGUUGCAUUUUAGUGUUAAGGAAAAGGACCAUGGGGAGACAUGGGUAUCUGGUCAGUUUAAUAAUGGUCGGAUUUAUCAUCAAAGGUGUGGUCAUGCAGAGCUCUUCACCUAAAGUUAUAAAGGUGGAAACACGUGGCCGUGACGUGGUCCUGACGUGCGGCUCAACUACAACAGACUGGCUGAAAGAUGGAAUUUCUAUAUUGGAAAACAGCACAGAGUUGAAUUUGGGUGCAGAAGCGAACGACCCAAGAGGAGUUUAUAAGUGCACUGAUAGCGAUUCUGUACAGGUGUAUUUCCGAAUGUGCCAGAAUUGCAUUGAGCUGGAUGCAGCCACCAUCUCGGGGAUUGUGAUAGCUGAUGUCAUCGCCACGGUUUUCCUGGCAAUCGCUGUGUACUGCAUCACCAGCCAGGAGAGUGGCCGUCACUUACGAGCUUCUGACCGACAGAACCUGAUCGCCAAUGAGCAGCUCUACCAGCCCCUUGGUGAGCGGGACAAUGAGCAGUACAGCCGCCUAGGAGUUACCAGGACCCGCAAAUAACAGAGAGCACCUGUGACCCUUGGCCCUUUAUCCUGUCUCUUUUCCACAUGGGAACCAGCAAUACUGGGGAAUCCUGCUGCUUUUGAAGCAGUCCACAAAGCCUUCACGCUGCAGCUUGGUGCCAGAAACCACUGUGAUGGGCGUCUCACUAAUGUGUCUAAGAAAUAGAUGAUCUCUGCUCGUGGGUGAUCCUGGGCCCUGCUUGUCUGAAAACCCUCUGGCUCCCUGCAGUGCUAAGGGUGCUCUUAAAGCUCUCUGCUCUGUGAUGCUUUUGCUUUGGCAAUAAAGAGGCUUUGCCCGGGCUGGUGAGA